Molecule: messenger RNA, 9652 nt
Organism: Trematomus bernacchii (emerald rockcod)
Lineage: Eukaryota; Metazoa; Chordata; Actinopteri; Perciformes; Nototheniidae
Gene: sipa1l1
Product: signal-induced proliferation-associated 1 like 1
Biological process (GO): regulation of small GTPase mediated signal transduction; activation of GTPase activity
Cellular component (GO): cytoplasm
Molecular function (GO): protein binding; GTPase activator activity
Source: RefSeq, a predicted model, not a curated record
AGACUGCACGGACAACAACACACCCUAAAGGUGAAGAGAUUUAGAGCUUUUUCCGCUACGAAGUGUAUUUACAACCGGUUCGUUUUAUCGCGACAGUUUGUGAAUGCCAGUAACGGAGCAGCGAGAGCGUUAUUUUCCCUCUCGAAAACGCCGACAAGGUGGAAAUUACUAAAGGGUCACCUGGGAGCCUGUGUCUCUGAGUUUACUGGCUUCAACAAGGAAUCAUCAUUCCUUAGUUGGUCCCAUCCAGACUGAAUGGAGUUCUCUUCUUACAUGGUUGCAAUGCAGACUACUUUUUAGAGACUUCAGCUGUAAAAAGCUUACCAUUAACACACUUCUGUUCAUCAAGCCCCAUCAAGCACCAAAUGUUUCCCUGAGAGUCUCUCGUCACUUCACUGAGUGGGCAUAAUGUUGACCCUGAUCUAAACCCAUCAGCAGCCCAUCCCUACCUCCCCCCCCCCACUCCCUUUCCCACCUCCACCAUGACCAGUCUGAAGCGUUCUCAGACAGAGCGCUCGGUCGGGGGCUCAGUGCCAGCGUCUGAUGAGUUCUACACCCGCCGCCUGAGACUGCCCAAUGGAGGGGCCCCGCCCCCCCGCAGUGAGAGCGCCCACAUCUCCUCUUCCUCCACUACCGGCACCAACCCUGCCGUACCGAAAAUGGGGGUUCGGGCUCGUGUGGCUGAUUGGCCGCCACGAAAAGACGGGGGAGGAGGCGGUAUUUGGCACAUAACGGUGGAAACAGACUCACCCAGCUCCACCAACACCACAAGCUCUUCAGGAUCAGGAAGUGGAGAUAGAGAAAGACUUGUAGGAGGAGGAGGGGGAGGAGGAGAAAGUGGUGGUGGUGGGGGAGGAGGAGGAGGAGGAGGAGGAGGAAGAGGAAGUAGUGGGAGCGGUAGUGGUAGUGGUAGUGGUGGCAGUGGCAGUGGUAGUGGAGAAAGAGGGGGAUCUGCAGUAACAGCCCACAGCCAUCUGUCGGCCAAGCUGGGCCACCUGAUAAGCCCGCAGGACUCAUCCAUGCUGCGCAACAUCCACAACACCCUGAAGAACAAGAUGCACAGCAAGGGGAAGGACAACCGCUUCCUGUCACCGGAUGGAUACCUGGGGUCUCCUCGCAAAGGCAUGAGGCGCAUCCGUCAGCGCAGUAACAGCGACAUCACCAUCAGCGAGCUGGAUGUGGACGGCAACGAGGGCUGGUCCUUCUCCGGGUGGACCCCCAUGCACCGAGAGUAUGGCAGCACUUCGUCUAUAGAUAAACAUGGGGUGUCAGGGGAGAGCUUCUUUGACAUGCUAAAGGGAUACCAGUCCUUCGAGGCCCCUGAUCAGAGAAGCCCAGCCCCAGAGAAGCUAUCGGAGCUGCUUACCGUGGCCCCAACGAAACAGGCGGUCCUGGACCUGCCUGAUGGUGCUUUAGGUUCAGCAAGAGGCAGUCCUGCCAGUCGGCUGAAGGAGCGAGAGAAGCACUUAAAGAGGAGGUCAAAGUCGGAGACAGGUGGAGAAUCAAUAUUCCGUAAACUGCGCAGCGUGAAGGUGGAGGGGGACUCAUCUCGGGCUGGAUCAGAUGCUGAAGAUGGGGGCAAAGCAGAUGAGAGCAGCCCACCUCCCAAACCUUGGGCGUGCCAAAAAGGCUUUGCCCAUUUUGAUAUCCAGUCUUUACUUUUUGACCUCAAUGAGGCAAUCCACAGCAGGCAGUCUGGGUCCAAACGUAAGAACACUACUACCGGUGCCUCGGCUGCUGCUGCUGCCUCCGCUUCAGCCACAUCCUCCCUCUCGUCCAAUCAGAGCGCAAUAUAUGGUUCACCAUGUGGCUCACAAGAGGAGCUGAGCAAGGAGGGGACCGGAGGACACGGCACCAACCCUGCCUUGGACCCCGGGGACGACAAGACCAAUGACCUGGUGCUCAGCUGCCCUUGUUUCAGGAAUGAGAUUGGUGGAGAGGGAGAGAGGAACAUCUCUUCUGCUAAACAGCCGGGCAGCAUAGGUAGUGGUGAGACCUCGAGCAGUUCUUCAGGCAGUACAGAGGAAGGACCCUUGGAUGCCACCCUAACUACUCAUUUUACCAACGCUGGUGUGGCUGUGUUGGAGGCUGGCAAGGACGGGCCAGGCCAACAUGCUGACAGGUCCAAACGUUACAUCGUGGAACAUGUUGACCUCGGCACCUAUUACUACCGGAAGUUCUUCUACCUCAGAGAACACUGGAACUAUCUGGGGGUGGAUGAGAACCUGGGCCCGGUCGCAGUGAGUCUGAGGAGGGAGAAGUUGGACGAACACAAGGACCACGGCCAGCAAUACAACUACAGGGUCAUCUUCAGAAUGAGUGAGCUGAAUACCCUGAGGGGCUCCAUCCUGGAAGAUGCAGUACCCUCCACGUCCAAACACGGUCUGGGCCGGGGUCUGCCCCUCAAAGAGGUGCUGGAGUACCUGGUGCCCGAGCUCAACGUCCACUGCCUGCGCCUCGCUCUCAACACGCCCAAGGUCACGGAGCAGCUGAUGAAGCUGGACGAGCAGGGGUUGAGUUUCCAGCGGAAAGUGGGGCUGAUGUACUGCAUGGCCGGCCAGAGCAGCGAGGAGGAAAUGUACAACAAUGAGUCAGCUGGUCCUGCGCUGGAGGAGUUCCUUCAUCUGCUGGGGGAGAGGGUCCGGCUCAAAGGCUUCAGCAAGUACCGGGCCCAGCUGGACGCCAAGACUGACUCGACGGGCACCCACUCCAUGUACACCACCUACAAGGACUAUGAGAUCAUGUUCCAUGUGUCCACCAUGCUGCCCUACACACCCAACAAUAAGCAACAGUUACUACGAAAGCGGCAUAUUGGGAACGAUAUUGUUACAAUCGUGUUCCAGGAACCUGGCGCGCUCCCCUUCACCCCCAAAAACAUUCGCUCACACUUCCAGCACGUCUUUGUGGUUGUGCGAGCUCACAACCCAUGUUCCGAAAACAGCUCCUACAGUGUGGCCGUCACUCGUUCCAAAGAUGUGCCCUCAUUCGGUCCUCCCAUCCCAGAAGACGUGACCUUUCCCAAAUCCUCCGUGUUCCGGGACUUCCUGCUGGCCAAGGUCAUCAAUGCAGAAAACGCCGCCCACAAGUCGCAGAAGUUCCGCGCCAUGGCCACCCGAACGCGACAGGAGUACCUGCGCGACCUGGCCGAGCGCCACACCACCAGCACUCCCAUCGACCCCUCCGGAAAGUUCCCCUUCAUCUCGCUGGCGCACAAGAAAAAGGAGAAGAGCCGGCCGUAUGGAGGAGCAGAGCUGCGCAGCCUGGGGGCCGUCACCUGGCUCGUCCAGGUGGAGGACCACGGGACGGGGGGGGAGCUGGAGGCCCUGCUGGCCGUCUCCAAUGACUUCCUCAUCCUGUUGGACCAGGGGGCCAAGGCUGUGGUGUUUAACUGCGCCGCUAAGGACGUGAUCGGCUGGACGGCGAGCAGCCCUGCGUCUUUGAGGAUAUUCUACGAGCGCGGGGAAAGUGUGUCUCUGAGGAGUAUCAGUAACAACACGGAGGAUUUCAAAGAGGUCGUCAAACGUCUCGAGUUCCUGACUAAAGGCUGUGAGACAUCAGAGAUGACGCUCCGUCGAAAUGGCCUGGGGCAGCUCGGCUUCCACGUGAACUACGAGGGCAUCGUGGCUGAGGUGGAGCCGUAUGGAUACGCCUGGCAGGCAGGACUGAGGCAAGGAAGCCGAUUGGUGGAAAUCUGCAAAGUUGCCGUAGCAACGCUGACCCACGAGCAGAUGAUUGACGUCCUGCGGACCUCAGUGGCAGUGCGGGUUGUGAUCAUCCCGCCACAUGAUGACGCCACCCCACGCAGGGGCUGUUCAGAGCUCUAUCGGAUGCCUGCGUCAGAUUAUAAGAGCAGCAGCAGCGGCGAAAGCGGCUCCUUCGAAUACAAGUUCCCGUUCCGCAACAACAACAACAAGUGGCAGCGGACGUCCAGCAGCCCCCAGCAGUCCCUGACCGCCUCGCCGCAGCCGCACACCCCCAACCGGGCCAUCAGCCUGGGCAGCUCCGGGGGGAAGACCCUGUCUGCAGAGAGGCUGGAGCGAGGGGCCGUCAUCCCGCGCAGCGUCAGCAGUGACGGCCGGCCCCUCGACACCAAGAGGAUGUCUCCGGGCUGUGAGAGUUACAGCCUGGCCUCCGCCAUGGCGCUGGGUCGCUCCCCUCACAACCGCAGCUCUCCCAGCAACCUGUCCUGCUCCAGCGACGCCUCGGGGAGCUCUGCUCACUGGAGGCAGAAGUCCAUGCCUGAGCAGUUUGCAGGCAGCCGCCACUCUCCGAUGUCCGGGGACAGACGAGAUGUGGUUGGAGAGGGCGGGUCCAGUGGAAAGUCUACUCCUAAUUGGUCGAGAAUGGAGGAAGGGGGAGGAGCUGAUCGAACGUCAACAGAGUCUCCAGUCUCCAAGUCGGGUCAGGGCUACUCUGGAGCUCCCCGCAUCCAGAGGCAGGAGCAGGUCAUCCACGUGUCCCCGAAGAAGGGCAGCCAGUCGGACGGCCCUUACUCCGGGCACUCCAGCAGUAACACUCUGUCCAGCACCGCCUCCAGCGGGGGCCACAGCGACAGCGACAAAUGGUACGAGAUGGGAGCGGGUGGAGGAACCAGCACUGAGCCGGCAGGAGAGCCGGAGCCCAACGGCCUGGGGGGAGGAGGCUACCUGCAGGGGGCGUCGGCCGACAGCGGCAUCGACACCAGCUCUUUUGGAGCCUCCCACCACACACACCCCCACUCCCAUCACGGCAGCACCACCUCCCUGCUGGCCCCCAGCGGAGGGAGAGAGAGCAGGGAGAGCAGGGAGAGCAGGGAGAGCAGGGAGAGCAGGGAGAGCCGGGAGAGCAGGGAGAGCAGGGAGAGCCGGGAGAGCAGGGAGAGCAGGGAGAGCCGGGAGAGCAGGGAGAGCAGGGAGAGCAGGGAGAGAUCAGUGUCUCCGUGGCACAGCCCCACCGAGGGGGGCCGCAGGAUGCUGGAGAGGUCUCCGGCUGCAGCAGAGUCCCCGGGCCUUCCAGGAGAAAGGAGCCUGGAGGGGACCGGCCGGAGCCCCCCCACUCACCUCCUGGUGAGAGACAGCAGCACCUUCAGCCUGAACGAAGCCGGGUCACACUCCAGUUCCAGGCACUCAGGCCACAGCUCCCCGAGAGACGAGUCGUCCUCUUCAACAACGUCUCCUUCGUCCCAGUCCUCCUCCUCCUCGUCCCCGGGGCCCAAGAGCUUCUACCCCCGCCAGGGAGCUCAGUCCAAGUACCUGAUCGGCUGGAGGAAACCCGGAUCCACCAUCAACUCUGUCGACUUUGGAGACACACGCAAGAAGUCUCCAGGAGAGGGGGGGGUGGAGGUUGUUCCCGUCCCAGCAGCCAGGCCCUCUCUUCGGGAUAUGCAUUCGCCCCAGCCUCACGCCAAAUCCACUAUGGAGGAAGACAUAAAGAGACACAAUUCCCCCGACAGCCCUCCACCACCACGCAGACAUAAGGAAAAGCACGGGCAGAAACCCCAGCAGAUCCCGCCUCUGAACCGCCAUCCCCUGCAUCGAACCCUCUCAGACGAGAGCAUCUAUCGGGGCCAGCGCCUCCCCCCCCUCUUAGACUCCAUGCCCGAACCGGCGCUCGGUGCAGACCUCCUCUUCAGCUGCUCCACCCUCCCACGCUCACCCACCACCCGCGGGGUUCCCCUGCGACGGCCCUCCUAUAAACUGGGCGUCAAACUCCACGGUGACCUUUCAGCAUCUGACACAUCAUUGGUGGAUCUGGUGGAGCGUCACCGCGGCCCCCUCCCUCAGGAGCUGAUGCCCCUCCCCUCUCAGGGCCAGGAAAGGGAAAGCCCUCUGGAGUGGACUCACCUGGUGGACGUGGCCAGUACGUUUGACACUGAAAGAAACCCACACUACGUCCAGAGAAGUUAUGUGUUUGGAGAUUCAAACCACCGGAGCAGCGGGGCCUCGAGCCCCCAGCAGUCCCACAUCGAGCUGCAGCCGGCCCCUCUGUCCCGGCCCUCGUCCAGCGAGGGUCACAUAGGGCUGGAGAGGAAGGUGACCAAGCUGGAGGCCACGGUGAAGAUGCUGCAGGAGGACCUGAAGAAGGAGCGUGAGGAGAAGCUGAGGCUGCAGGGGCAGGUCAAGAGGCUGUGGGAGGACAACCAGAGGCUGCAGGAGGAGUCGCAGACAUCCGCCACCAAGCUGAAGAAGUUCACAGAGUGGGUCUUCAACACCAUCGACAUGAACUGACCCCCCUCCUCCCCCCCUCCCCCUGCACACUUUGACUCUUGCACGCACGCACACAAAUGCACACAUCAACACUGGCCAGAGACCAGAGGGGAAGAACCUGGACGUGAUUUAUGCGCCCAUCUUUCUUUGGCUUCAUACAUCAACAGCUGAUAUUUGGUGACCGGCCUCCCUCUCCACACUUCUCAGGAUGAGAAUAAGUAAAUAUGAAGGACUGUCCUCUACUCUCCAAUGGGACCAGAGACUAUGCUGUGCCAAAAUCAUUUUAUAAAAUAGCGACAAAGAGGAAGCUCUCCUCCUCCCUUCUCCUUCAGAAGAGGUCAGCCUUACCUCCUCCUGAUGUGGACCCCCCCCUGAAAUGCUUUCUCACUUCGAUGUGUUUCUCUUUUUAGGGACCGUACCUAGCUGCAGUAGAAAUCUGGCUUUUUCAUCUUUGUUCCUCUGAGGUGAGGAGAGUGUUUGUGCCACAGCAGAGGGUAGCAGAGAGAUCCAUGUGACUUAAGAGAAGACGUCUCUGAAAUGCCACUCGGAGUCCGACAGGUACUACGCGACAAAUCUGCCAGCUGGAGUUUGCUGUAACACAAACACCUAUAAUGAAUCCGAAGCCUCAAGACCUCUGACUGGACGAAGGAGAGCUUUUUGUUGUCUUCACAUGUAAAGAAGUUUCAUUUCCUAAAGUUUCUGACCACUGAAGGGUGAUGGUGGAAGUUCAGCCACCGACGUGGAAGCAGGUCGCCUCUGAUCGCGAGGGAAACAUGGAUUUGUACAGCAUUUUUCCUCCUCUUCGUCCCUCAGAUCUGGAUUACUGCAUCCUGUCUGUCAGCACAAUCCCACACCUGACGGAGGAGUGUAUUUAUAAGCCAUCGGCAAGUGGUGCCAUCAAACAUGACUGAAAUCCAGAGUGCUUUGGUCCAUCCAAAUUGUAUGUGUCUUAAAAGCAAUAGGAAGACUCCUGUCUCUCUCAUAAAAGAAUAAGGGAGACCUGUGAUGUGGGAGGAGAAAUUUUAAAGGUUACACUUAAAAGACUCUGCUGCACAAGAGCCUCCAUCUUCUUCUGUUAAAGCAGAAGACAUCAUGCUUUAGGAAAAAGGACGGAGAGGACUCUGCGCAGCGUCCCAUCUGGAAUACACAGAGCCAGUAAUGACAGAGACAUUUUUUGGGAGGGAAAAGUAAGAGUGGACUUUUUCCCCCUAUGUUAAUUUAUUUCAUUGUAUUAUAAUUCAAAUAAACAAGUUGUUCUAUUCGUCAAAGUACAACUGACAUCAGUGUUUAGUUCCUCAAGAAAAACGGUCACUAGCUAUAUUAUUUAAAUGGCUUUCUUUCUCAAUUCUGAUUAUAUGCUUUUUAUUCUGUAUUAUGUUGUGUUUUGUGGUGCCCAAGCCUGCUGUCGUGUUGCUUACAGUGCCCUCUAGUGAUGACCAGUGGAAAUGUCAUGAUUAUUAAAUGUGCCGCCAGUCACUCUGUAUUUUCCCCACGCCUCUCCAACAAUCAGUCAGAUAUCGGGAGGCCACACACACACACAAGCAGAACAGGAAACAAACGCCAGCUUUGACAGACAAUCAAAGGUGGAUUUUAGAUAAAAGGAAGCAAACCUUAGGUGUGUGUAUGUAGGUGUGUUUUACAUUUUAACAUCUAUAGUUUUCCUCAGGUUCAGUAUUUGUAGGAAUAGUAAUUUAACAAAAAGUAUUUCUAUGGUGAGAUUAUAAAGCCCCAUGAUGAGCCAGUGGCAGUGUGUGUUGUCAGUGUGUGAAUGUACAUCAGCCAUGCCUACACUCACUUAUUUAGGCCAUUUUCUCAGAGUAGGGACGUGCCUUUGAAACAGCACCUGGGGAACAGAUGAAAGGGAAAGGCUCGUCUUUUUCAUCCCGAAAAAUAAACACAUUUGAGUUUUAAUCGGCUUCAUACUCACAGUUGUAGACCUCAUAAAUGUCUGUGGUGCGAGGCUUCUCUUCGUAUGAAUAUUUGCACCGAACACAAUCAGGCGCGUCAGCCUCCAGACGCAGGGACGAAUGUGUGUGUGUGAAGUGUAUGGAAAUGUGACGGUGUGUGUGUGCCUUUGCAUUCAGCUACAUGCAGUAUAUCUUUCAGGGCAGCUGGCCCCUGUAAUAACAGUGUGUUGAUAGAAAUGUUCCCCCUAAAUCACAAAGCCACUUACACCCCGAGGAGACAGCGCGUUUCCUCAGCCAGGUGCAUGCUGGGGUUACUUCAGGUCGUCUAUGUUGGAAAUGCGGAUCACAAACGUGGUGUUAAAGCCUUAACUCCUUCCCUGUCCUGUGCUAUCAAACGUUUGAUAAAAAGCUCCCAAUUUUUGAAUCUCUUAAAAGUAAAUUUGUGUCUUAAAUCGAUGUAAUUAAACCCAGAACGCCACCCGGUCUGAAUGUAAAGAGAAUAUAAACGAGCCUAAAGAAAUGUGAUGUUUACUAUAACUGACAUUCAGCUUUGUAGUUUAGCAGUGUCAUGUCAUAACAAAAAAGACGGUUCUGUUUUAAGAAUCUCAUAUAAAUCUGUGGAUUAUAAAAAAACAUCCCAAUAGUUUUGCUUGGUGAUAUUAUAUAGUUGUUUUAACAGUUUAAGAAGUCGGCCAGUUGUGAAAAGCAGUCUAGUAGUCAUCCAAUAAUGUGAAAUCCUUACACACAAUAUAACGAGAUAUAUAGGUGGAAGUUUUGAAUUGCUCAGAGCUACAGUUUGCUUAAAUGAUGACUAAUGUUUGGUAUUUUAUUGUACAUGGAAAGUGCUCUAGUUUUUGUAUCUCAAAUGAAGUAUGGCCACAUGACGAACUGUGCAGUAGAUGUUUUGCUCGCAUCUUUAAAAGUGUGCAUCGAGUGGGAUGUUAUACAUUUGUCCACCUUAUACAAAGACAUAAACAAACCAGUGACUCCAGCGAAAGAUGUUAUUUCACAGUGCAUAUUUUGUUCCGUUCGCUUUGUUUUUGGUGCUUUUCAGAGGGAAAUGUGAAUGUUCAAAUGUUCCAUUUUGUAAUUUGUUUUUAAGAAUCUUUGCACAAUGUUUUAUAAAAAGGGUUGUGUUGAGAAAGGUGAAUCGAUCCAUUCCUGUGCCGUCGUGUCUUGGUGUUGCUCCGUAGUUUUCCUGCCAGCUGACAAGAGGAAGGUGCUUGACUUUAUUCAACACGUGUACCCUCCUCUUCCUCAAGCUUCACUGAUCAGAGCCGCCUGAGGUUGUUUUCUCUGUAGGGAUGCUGAUUUCCAGCCUGAGAGCUUGGUGAUUGCUGGAAGGUUUCACGAAGCUGAUCCGUUGGAAGAACAAACUAACCCGUGAAGUGGUUGGCUCUGACCGGAGGUUAACAACCUUCAAGAGGACCAAGCGUUUGAUAGAAUAGAAAUACUGUUUACAUCCUGGGUCCAUUGUCUUUGUAAAAUGUAAAGGUAUGAAAAAGACAUUUGCAGUGAUCACAGUAUUAAAGUUUCUGAAAUAAAUAAAUGCCGUAUCAA